AGAGAGAGCCAUAGCUACGAGAACUUCAGUUUUGAAGGGUUGUGAGAGAGCCAGAGCCAAUUAGCCAUAAUUUCUCUUUGAAGAACUGAACUUUGAAGAGGCAUUUCCAUUAAUUCUGCUGUAUAUACUGUGUUCUUGGUGGAUUAAGGAGUCUGUACUCUGCAGAAUCCAGGGUUUCUGGUGAAAUUGGAGUUAGGUGAGUUCAAUAACUGAUUAAUCUUUCCUAAAGAUUGAAUUUUUAGCUGGAAAUGGUGUUGGAGAAGAGAGAAGAAACCCUAUUGUGCUGAACAAGAGAGAAAGAGAAACCAAGAUAGUGCGUGAGUAGUGGAGAAAAACAUUCCUGAAAUCGAAUUCCUUGUGGACGUUCCUUGCACUGCUUUUUGCCGCCGUGAAGCCUCAUUCUGUAAUGGGAUUUCUGGGGAUCACGAGGAGGUUUCGUGGACUCUACCGCAGCGGAACAAGAAACAAUGUACUUCUAUGCAGUUCCUACCUUCAGAGGAGAUUCUUGUCGGACUAUUACGAUGGAAUCAACGGCCAAAAUUCGGUAUUACCAGUCUUGAUCGUCGGUGCAGGACCGGUUGGCCUCGUUCUCUCUAUUUUCUUGACUAAACUAGGGGUAAAAUGUGCAGUUCUGGAGAAAAGCAGUGCUUUCUCGAGGCACCCUCAAGCUCAUUUCAUCAACAAUCGGUCGAUGGAGGUAUUUCGGAAGUUAAAUGGCCUGGGUGAUGAAAUUCUGAGGUAUCAGCCGCCGGUGGAUUUAUGGAGGAAGUUCAUAUAUUGUACUUCGCUCACUGGUCCAGUUCUGGGUUCUGUUGAUCAUAUGCAACCUCAAGAUUUUGACCAUAUUGUCAGCCCAGUUUCUGUUGCACACUUUUCACAGUACAAACUUAUGAGGUUGCUAAUUGAACAGCUCGAGGACAUUGGUUUUCAUAUCAGAAGUGAUGGGUUAAUGAACUCUGCUGACUGCAAGCUUGCAGAGAAGGAGAUAUUAUUGGGGCAUGAGUGCAAAUCUAUCAAUGUUACAGAAAAUGGUAUAACUGUGACUGCACAUGUAACAGGGGAAGGAAAGCAUGUAAGGAAAGAUUUCCUAUGUAAUUUCGUUGUCGGUACAGAUGGUGCAGGAAGUACAGUGAGAAAACUAAUGGGAACAGCCAUGAGUGGCGAGCAGGACUUGCAAAAGCUUGUUAGUGUACAUUUUAUGAGCCAGGACCUUGGGCAAUACUUGAUAAAAGAGAGACCAGGAAUGCUGUUUUUUAUCUUUAAUACUGAAGCCACAGGUGUUCUUGUUGCUCAUGAUCCAAAGCAAGGGGAAUUUGUAUUGCAGGUACCUUUCUAUCCACCCCAGCAGAAGUUUGAAGAUUUUAACCCCGGGAUGUGUGAACAAUUAAUCUUCAAACUGGUCGGCCGAGAGCUUGCAGACAUAAAUGUGCUGGAUGUUAAGCCUUGGGUGAUGCAUGCUGAAGUUGCUGAGACAUUCUUAGCCGGUAACAACAGAAUAAUACUUGCUGGUGAUGCUGCUCAUCGCUUCCCCCCUGCUGGUGGUUUUGGUAUGAAUACUGGCAUUCAGGAUGUCCAUAAUCUUGCCUGGAAGUUGGCUUCCGUACUCAAGGGAAUCGCACCACCGUCAAUUCUUUCCACUUAUGAAACAGAGCGUAGGCAGAUUGCUCUCUUUAAUACAGCACUAAGUGUCCAAAAUUUUAAAGCUGCAAUGGCAGUUCCUGCUGCUCUUGGUCUUGAUCCCAGGAUUGCUAAUUCAGUACAUCGCGCUAUAAACGAUACUUUUGGUUCCAUAUUACCGUCUGGUCUACAAAGGACUAUUUUGGAUGGAAUAUUUAGUAUAGGCCGUAUGCAGCUUUCCAAUUAUCUUCUGAAUGAAAAUAAUCCUCUUGGAUCGUCAAGGCUUUCUAGACUAAGACAGAUAUUUGAAGAAGGGAAAAGCCUUCAGCUCCAGUUCCCUGCCGAGGACUUAGGGUUCAGGUAUUCUAAAGGAGCGCUAGUAUCUGAUGGUGAUAGUUUGUCGGGUGCACCACAAGAAACACCAACUGGACGUAGGAGGGACUAUAUUCCCUCUUCAGACCCUGGAUCUAGACUGCCUCAUAUGCAAAUUCGAGCAUUAUCAGAACUCCUGAAUAAGGACGCCUUCUCUACUCUGGACCUUGUAUCUGUGGAUAAUGUCGAGUUUGUUCUUAUUAUAGCGCCAGUAGAAGAGUCCUAUCAGCUAGCCCGAGCUGCAUUUAAGGUGGCUGAGGAAUUUAAAAUUCCACUUAAAGUAUGCAUAAUGUGGCAACAAAAAUCAACAGGAGGAGUAGUCAACAGCAAAAAAGCACUUUUUCCUUGGACGAAUUUUAUAGACGUGAUCGAAGCUAAGAGUUGUCCUACUUCACCGUCGUGGUGGGAUCUCUGUCAGAUGACGGAUAGAGGAGCCAUUUUAGUGAGGCCUGAUGAGCACAUUGGUUGGCGGGCAAAGACCGGAAUCAAGAACAAUCCUCAUUUGGUUCUAAAGAAAGUUUUUUCUGCUGUACUGGGAUUAGAGUCCAGCCCCACAUAGUGAAAUAUAUAUUUCCAAAGGAAGACAUUUAUUAUUAUUACAACAUUCAUAAACUUUUUCUGCCAGUAGUAGUACAGCAAGAUGAUAACAUGUUCAUGGUUACUAGAUAGUAAUCCACUGAUUUGUUGAUUGAAUUUAAUCUCAGACUGCAAAACUGGAGACACUUAAAUACAAUAUUGUUUUCUUACUAAAACUGAUUUUGCUAUUUACGUUAGAUACUGAAAAUCCAGAAAUGCUCCUUUAUACUAACUUGCCCUUCUCAUACAUAGAAGACAUAAUCUAAUACGAUGGGACUUGGGAAGCUGGCACCAUUUUCUGAA
Messenger RNA from Sesamum indicum (sesame), 2868 nucleotides. RefSeq names its product FAD/NAD(P)-binding oxidoreductase family protein. Gene Ontology annotation, molecular function: 3-demethoxyubiquinol 3-hydroxylase activity; FAD binding. Lineage: Eukaryota; Viridiplantae; Streptophyta; Magnoliopsida; Lamiales; Pedaliaceae. The record is from RefSeq and is a predicted model, not a curated record. Gene Ontology annotation, cellular component: mitochondrion. Gene Ontology annotation, biological process: ubiquinone biosynthetic process.